AUUGGCGGAAAAUAUUAAAUUAAAUGCUUUUCUUGCAUACCGAAGCAUCUUUCUUCCCUUUAUAUUUUGGUUUGUUUUCUUCGACACAUCCAUUCACUUCACAGAUUCCCUCCGAGAAAGAAAGACAGACAGAGAGAAGUAGAGAGUAAGAUUCUAAUCGGAAGAGGAUAUGGACGGAGGCACGGAGAUGUACGGUGGACUUGAGACGAUGCAGUACGUAAGGAGACAUCAUCAACAUAACUGCAGAGAAGACCAGUGUACUUCUGCUCUUGUCAAACACAUCAAAGCUCCUCUUCGUCUCGUUUGGUCAGUGGUGAGGAGAUUUGAUGAGCCGCAGAAAUAUAAACCAUUUGUGAGCAGAUGCACAGUGAUAGGCGAUCCUGAAAUAGGCAGCCUCAGAGAAGUUAAUGUCAAAUCUGGCCUCCCUGCAACUACAAGUACGGAGAGACUGGAGCUUCUUGACGACGAUGAACACAUUCUUGGUAUCAAAAUCAUCGGUGGUGACCAUAGACUUAAGAACUACUCUUCGAUUGUGACAGUUCAUCCAGAGAUAAUCGAAGGAAGACCAGGAACAAUGGUGAUUGAAUCGUUUGUAGUUGAUGUUCCUCAAGGAAACACAAAGGAUGAGACUUGCUACUUCGUGGAAGCACUCAUAAGAUGUAAUCUGAAAUCAUUGGCACAUGUUUCAGAAAGAUUGGCUUCCCAGGACAUCAUUAACCUAUCAAUAUAAUCAAAAUGGAGGAGAGGAGGAGGCCAUUAAAAGUGAAAUUAAGUAGUGUGUUAUUAUAUUCAUCAGGAAUUUGUGUAUUGGUUUGGUCGUAUGCAGACACUCUCCAAGAUUUCAUAUAUAUGCGUGUGUUUGUGUGUGUGAUAUUGAUCAGUUUCUUAUAUAUUCUCCAAUGGUGAAUAAGUUUUGAUGUAAAAAGUUAUAUGUCUUCCAGUGGUAGUUUGUAACCUUCUCUGUAUUUGUAGAUACUCUGGUAAAAAAAAACAAUGUAAAUGCGAAACAUGUUUAUAUGUAAUAUAUACACUUUACAGUA
Brassica rapa (field mustard) is the source of this 1040-nucleotide messenger RNA. RefSeq names its product abscisic acid receptor PYL9. Lineage: Eukaryota; Viridiplantae; Streptophyta; Magnoliopsida; Brassicales; Brassicaceae. Gene Ontology annotation, molecular function: abscisic acid binding; signaling receptor activity; protein phosphatase inhibitor activity. Gene Ontology annotation, cellular component: cytoplasm; nucleus. Gene Ontology annotation, biological process: abscisic acid-activated signaling pathway. The record is from RefSeq and is a predicted model, not a curated record.